CGCGUACCAAUAAAUACUUCUCUCUCUCUCUCUCUCUCCACGCAACCGAAGGUCCGAAACAACCGGGAACUACUCAUCCCACCGUACAGAAACGCACAUAUUAUCCCACUAAACGACGCCGUUAACCUGCCACAGCCUGUAAUACCGCACCUUCACCGGCCACCCAGGUUCCUUUAUCUCUUCACCCGACAUAUCUCUCUAUCUCUCUCUCUCGUUCCCGAGACAGUUCCUCUCAAUCUAGGUCACCGGGAGCUACGUUAUCGUCUCUGAUCUAUUUGGAUAAAUUUCUGCUGGGAAACUUUGAACAGGUGGAUGGCAGAUAAUGAGGAGAGAGAGGAAACUACUUCCCGUGGAAAUGGGUGGGAAGUAGUGUCACUCUCGGCAUCAACAUAUGCUGCUGCUCCUGAUCCUGGUCCAAAAGAGGUUGGAUUAAAUGAAGAUGAAACGGGUGAUGCAGUCAGAGAAGAUGAAGCUGAAGCUGAAACUUCACAUGCAAUGUUUAUGUCUGGUCAUUUUGUUUUUCCGCCAAGUCAGCAUGAAAAUUUGCCAUUAGAACCUGAACAGUCGGAGAUUUAUGUGGAACAGGGAGUUGAAGGUCCUGUUUCUGAAAUAGUUGCAGAGGAAGGAGGUAUGUCAAGUACAAAGACCGAAGAAAAUUGGAAUAUUAAAGGCAUGAGUAUGUCAGACGAAUUUCCAGGAAUUCAGUUUUUUGAUGAGAAGGGUAAUAAGUUAUCCAUCAGCGGUACAAACUUCGAAGAAGGCAUGACCCUGACUGGAUUGAAUUUGGGGGACAAAGAGCAGGGUAUUUACAGUAAUACCACGUUUAGUUCCUACCACAGUGAAGCAUCUAUGGGUGGAUCAGCUACAGUCGAGGAGAACUUGGGAAUUGCUGGACCAAUUGAAUCUCCAGACCAAGGCUUAGAUUCGGACAUCUCACAGUUGCCAAAGCGUAGAGAUGAAGAUAAAUAUGAUGGACCUGACCAACCUUGUGAAGCUUGGUGGAAAAGGCGAGCUGCUUCUUUGUAUACUCGUGCUAAAGAAGCGAAUGCAUUUUGGUCUAUUUUCAUUGCUGCAGCUGUGAUGGGCCUUGUAAUUAUUGGGCAGCACUGGCAGCAAGAAAGAUGGCAGGUUUUGCAACUUAAGUGGCAGUUUGCCGUCAAUGAUGAGAGGAUGAGCAAGCUGCUGAGCCCCUUAUCUCGAUUGAAAGACGUCAUUGUGGGCGGACACCGACGGGGCUCCUUUAUUGGCAGCAGAACUUCAACAGAUCAUUAAGAUGAUGACAGAAAACCAAAGAGAGAAUGGUAGAGAUUGUGAUAUUCUAGUUUGCUUCUUAAUGUGAAUGAUCUAUUUUACUCGUGGCGAGAAACCGAGCAACAUGUUAAUACUUGCUUGUUAUGCUGCUAUUGUUUCGGUGGUGGGUUUUUUAUAUAUAAGAGCAGGAAUGUUAGUAUGCUUGACGAAGAUUGAAGAAGUCACACCCACCCACCCACAAUUGCACGAUUCUUUUAGGGGAUUUGCAAGUUUUCUUUAAUCUUUUGCUUAGUUGAAUCUCUCCUCUAAAGGCCGCCACAAAGUUAAAUCUGCUAUACCUCUCAUAGUUGGUAUUUUGUGAUUGAUUCAUUUUGCUGAAUUUGCAAUUUGUGGAGUAGAGUGAUGUGUCAUGUCAAAAUUUAUUUCUUUAUAUCAUUGGACUCGUAUCGUAUUUAAAUUAUAUAUUGUGGUGUUGGUCGAGUUUGGAUUGGUCUAUUUAUGUGGAAUUUUUUUCUUUAUAUCAUUUUUUUUUAAAGAAAACUCGUAUUGUAUCGUAUUUAAAUUGUAUAUUAUGC
This is a messenger RNA of Ilex paraguariensis (yerba mate), 1826 nucleotides long. The record is from the annotation of a GenBank genome assembly. Lineage: Eukaryota; Viridiplantae; Streptophyta; Magnoliopsida; Aquifoliales; Aquifoliaceae.